GUUGGCCAAAAUAUAUCUUCCAAAAUGUGCAGCCCAUUGCAUGCCAAUGGCUAAAGCUUUUGCCUCACCUUGUAAGGCAGUUGUUUCUUCAAUCUUCCAUGUUCCCGCUGCAAUGAAAGUGCCAUUUCCUCUGCGUAAAACUGCACUUGCCACCCCGUAAUUUUGAUUGACUGCUACAUCUGUGGAGAGGUGUAAUCCGCUGUCCGAGGUGUUGGUCCAUCUAUGGAUUCUAAGGGUGGGGUUCCUUUGCUGCGAGAGCAUAAGUUCAGGAGGAANUCAUGGAUGCGCCGGUUUCUUUCCUUCCAAAUUUGGUGGGAGAUGAUUCCAGGGAAGGGUAGCAGUUUCUGGUGAAGGCGCCACUGGAAGAAGGAGAUUUUUGGAAUUUGCUUCAUGUUCCAGAUGAUUUGCAUAUGUUGGAGAGGUUCGACAUCCUCUUCCUCUUCCUCAGGUUGGAUUGCAAGGUUACCCUGAAAAAGUGGCCAGUGAAACCAUCAGGUCCUGGAGAGCUGUCUGGGCAGAGGUCCCAGAUUGCAGUUUUAACCUCUUCCAUGGUGGGGAGGCUGCAAAGGGAGAGGUUGUCAUUAGGGUUCAGGGUGAGGGGAAUAUUGUCCAGGAUUUCUGGGCAAAGGUCAGUUCCCUCAUGUGUGAAGAGGGUAUUGAAAAAAGAGGUUGCCUCUGAAGCAAUGUCAUCCCACUCAGCUUCUUCAGCUAGUUUGAGUUUAUCCUCCUGCUUAGUUCUGUUCUUGAGGAUGUUCCCAAAGGGCUUUGCUUGUGAAAAGUUGAAGAGCAGAGUCAAAACCCAGUCCAAGCUGAAAUUGGGUUUGGGACAUUUUCUGGGAAAAGUUUCUCCUUCUGAGUGGUAGUGUUCAUGUUGUGGGUAUAUAAAGUCAUAUCCUUACAUUGGUUUCUACCUAUAUUCUACGCUAGUUUUAGUGUUUCGACUUCAUUCUUGAGUACCGAAUCUUAAUGGAUUCUUGUUUUCCUAAAACACUUAAACAAACGUUAAGCUCUUAUAUUGUUUGUUAACAUCAAAACAUGAGACUUAGCAAACCAAGGCUAAUAAUCUCCCCCUUUUUGAUGUUGACAAACAAUAUACUUCAAAGUGAGUU
Molecule: messenger RNA, 1109 nt
Organism: Cuscuta campestris
Lineage: Eukaryota; Viridiplantae; Streptophyta; Magnoliopsida; Solanales; Convolvulaceae
Source: the annotation of a GenBank genome assembly